Messenger RNA from Pocillopora verrucosa, 1326 nucleotides. Lineage: Eukaryota; Metazoa; Cnidaria; Anthozoa; Scleractinia; Pocilloporidae. The record is from RefSeq and is a predicted model, not a curated record.
AUGGAUGCCAGCUCUGAUGCGGGCAUCUUCAGCACUAAACUAGUUCCUUGGUUAAAAGAAUAUUUAAAACAAAGAGGCAUUCAAAGCUUGGGAAAGCGCAAGAAUGAACUAGUAGAACUUUGUGUAAAAAGUGAGGAGAUAAAAGUCCCGAAAAUCUCAGAAGAGGAAGAGCCAGUCGAUCCAGCAAUUUCAAUGAAAGAGCAACUGAAAACUUACAAUGAAGGGUACUUGGCCAAUCCGUUGAACAAAGAAAAUCAGGCUUUUGGUAAAUGGACCCACAAUUUUUCGGAAGUACCAGACUUUAGAUUUCCUGAUCUUUUUAAUUAUCUAGUGGGAAAGGAUCCCGGGUAUAACGCCGAAAGCCUAAAAAGUUACAAAUCUCUUCUGGGAUACAAGUUGUACUUCGAUGGACACGUAGAAGACCUUUGUUACCAUCCGCCACAAUCUAGUGCCAGCAGUUACAGUUAUUUUCUGUUUGCUGUAAAGCCAACUGAAAGGUCCAAGGCUGACGAUGGGUCAGCAACAUAUAAGGGUUUUUUUAUUUUAAAGAAGGAUGGAAUUGUGCAUUCAGCCUACUGCCCAUGCAAAGGAGGGGCAGAUGGAGGUUGUCGCCACAUAGCUGCAGCACUGUUUGAUCUGGAAGCAAGCGUACGAUUCAAUGAUCUCCAGUCAUGUACAUCAAGACAAUUCAUGUGGAAAAAGAAAGGAAAGAGAAAUGAGGGAAGUUUGCCUAUUCAGGAGCUACAAACAAAUAGUGGUGGCUAUGGUGUGACAGUUAAAGACUCUGCAAAGCCAAGAGAUUUUAAUCCACUUUGUAUUCCUUAUGACUCAGCUGAAUUAGAACAACAGUUCAAAGCUGGGUUGCUGGAAACAUUCCCAGGUUCUUCAGCUCUCCCUUUCUUACAUUCAGCUGAAGAACCAGGGCAAACAGAGGAAGAAAUCAGGGCUUUGAUAAGUGAUGAUUUAAAUGUCAGUAAACAAGAAAGUGUUCAAAGUGUUGAUGUUUAUUCAAUGAGUGAUUACGCUAAAGUGUUUGUUUCUGUUAAUAUUGAAAAAGUGACAGCUACAGUCUCUACAGAACUUGCAACUGAGUUCCUUGAGUUUAUUUCAUUUAAUGAAGAGCAAGCAGAAAUGAUCAACAAAAAGACUGUCAAUCAAUCCCAGUCCCAAUUUUGGUUUGAUCAAAGGGCAGGAAGAAUUACAGCUUCCUCAUUUUACACCGUGUGCCACCUCAGAGAGAGCACAGACAAGAGAAACACUGUGAAGCAUCUUAUGAAUUACUGUCCAAUUGCUGAAGAUGCAAUGCCAAAACAGUUAACGUCAUGA